This is a messenger RNA of Aspergillus oryzae RIB40, 426 nucleotides long. RefSeq lists its product as uncharacterized. The record is from RefSeq and is a predicted model, not a curated record. Lineage: Eukaryota; Fungi; Ascomycota; Eurotiomycetes; Eurotiales; Aspergillaceae. The coding region runs from base 1 to 426 and encodes 141 amino acids. The transcript has 2 exons.
AUGAUGGUCCGAUGGGCUUCCGCCAUUUCCCGCAACCACCUGCGAGCUGCUUUGCUUAACGGUGGGCGGGGCUCUACCGUUAGAUCGACGGUUCAUCCGAGCAGGUGCCUUUGGACACAUCGUCGUGGCGGUAAUCACCAUUCAGAUGAUAGGCAACUGCUUCAUGCCAAUCUCCUUUCGAGCUGUCUAAAUCGACAUACAACGGGCGAUCCAGCCUCUGGUGUUGCAGCAACUCAAAACUUUCUCGUCCUCGUCAAUUAUAAUAUUCAGUAUUGUCUGGCUUGCCAGUGGCAGUUCCAUAAACUGAACUGGGUCGACGAGUGUACACCUUUCUUUCACAAAUUGGAGCAAGAUGUGUCGCAAGACGGUUUUCCAUUCUUCAGAAUGUACAAGCAGCCCAUCAUCAUCCAGCGUUCUCGUUCUUGA